Molecule: messenger RNA, 1227 nt
Organism: Arachis ipaensis
Lineage: Eukaryota; Viridiplantae; Streptophyta; Magnoliopsida; Fabales; Fabaceae
Molecular function (GO): RNA-DNA hybrid ribonuclease activity; nucleic acid binding
Source: RefSeq, a predicted model, not a curated record
AUGAAAAAAGGGAUAGUGUUUGAAUGGACUCCGGCGUAUGAGGAAGCAUUUAAGCAUUUCAAAGAGAUCCUCGCAACACCACCCAUGCUCGGGAAGCCCAAACUCGGAGAACCGUUCUACCUGUACCUGGCCAUAACAGAGGAAGCGCUAGCGGCAGUUUUGGUACGGGAAGAAGGGAAGGUUCAACAACCAAUUUACUUCGUGAGUAGAGCACUGCAAGGAGUAGAACUGAGAUACAGCAAAUUAGAGAAGCUGGCCCUGGCACUGCUAACCUCCUCUCGAAGACUAUGGCAAUACUUCCAGGGUCACCAAGUGGUCGUGAGAACGGACCAGGGAAUCCGCCAAGUGCUCCAAAAACCCGACUUAGCGGGAAGAAUGAUGACUUGGGCCAUCGAGCUAUCUCAGUAUGAUUUGCGAUAUGAACCCCGACAUGCGAUUAAGGCACAAGCAAUGGCAGACUUCUUGGUAGAGGUAACGGGGGACUCGACCGAGGAGGCGGGCAUACGGUGGAGGCUCCAUGUGGACGGGGCCUCCAACCAAAUGUCCGAAGGUGCCGGGAUCAUCUUGGAAAGCCCUGCCGGGGUCAUAUACGAACAAUCAAUCAAGUUCGAGUUUCCCGUAUCAAAUAACCAAGCGGAGUACGAAGCCCUCCUGGGUGGCUUGAUCUUAGCUCGAGAAGGCGGAGCUACGAGGCUGGAAGUGUGCAGUGACUCACAGGUCGUCACCUCGCAAGUAAAUGGAAGCUACCAAGCCAGAGACUCGCUAUUACAGAAGUACUUGGAGAAGGUCAAAGAGCUGAGCAAACAAUUCGAGGAGGUCACGGUCCAACACGUUCCGAGGGAAAGGAACACACGGGUAGACCUCCUAUCCAAACUAGCAAGCACGAAACCGGGAGUCGGCAAUCGAUCCCUCAUUCAAGGCAUGAUAAAAGAACCAACAGUUGCCCUCUACCUGACAAAGAUAGGCCCCUCCUGGAUGGACCCCAUCACUUAUUUCCUAGAAAACGGCAAACUCCCCGAUGACGAGAAGGCAGCCAAAGCGUUGAGAAUGGAGGUAGCCAAAUAUGCAAUCAUACAAGGUAAACUGUUUAAAAAGGGACUCAGUCAGCCCUUACUGAAGUGCUUGCAUCCCGACCAAAUGGACUACGUACUCAGAGAGGUCCAUGAGGGGUGCUGUGGUCACCACAUCGGAGGCAAAGCCCUAGCAAGAAAGCUCAUCCGAGCUUGA